Messenger RNA from Caenorhabditis sp. 36 PRJEB53466, 6805 nucleotides. The record is from the annotation of a GenBank genome assembly. NCBI's taxonomy places the organism in Eukaryota, Metazoa, Nematoda, Chromadorea, Rhabditida, Rhabditidae.
AUGGGCUUCUCCAGUGAAUGGCUGGAACAGUCCUACCUGAACUGGAGGCAUGCCGCCAGCGCCAGGUAAGUACGGUUAUGGGGGAGGUGAUGGGAAUGAAUGGCAAGGACGGUCGGGGAUGGGAAACCGACAAUAGGAUGGGAUAGUAAUAGAUAGUUAGGGAUAGGCUAACGAUCAUCCAUCCACCCAUCCAUUUGCAGACUCAUCCGAAUAGUGCUCUUCAUAACUUCUGGCUCCGCGUUCCUUCGAACCCUCGGUCACCUGCCCGGCUUCUACGCGCUCUGGACGGCCGCCAUUCUGCUGCUCUCCACAGUCACCGUCAUCUUCCACGUGCUCCGUCCGGCCCGAAUCGCCGCCUUCCAAAUCCUGUCCGCCGUCGUGCUGAUCCUUGACGUGGCGUUCGCCCUGCCCGACUACGAGUCGCUUUUCCCCGCUCUCCUGGCCGUAUUCUCUCUUUACGUAUUCUUCUCGCUGCCAUUCUAUGCAAUUCUGGCGACGUCGACGCUGCUGAGCAUUGUUCAGACGUGCUCAUUUCUGCUGUUCGUCGAACCGCUCCACACAAACGAGGUGAGUCUCUUAUCGGAAAGCAAAAGAGAGAGAGAGAGAGAGUGUGAGUGCCUUCUCCCUAUCAUUAGAAAAUGUUGCACUUUUUAUGUCCCUAAUGCCACGUCGUGACACUUAAAUGUGGGCUAGUCUAGCCAAAGUCUUGUACAGUCGAAAAAAGUGAUAAAGAUGGCAGAUAUCUCCGCGCCCAUCGGAUAUCAUUACGCCGUCAGCCCUCCGAUUUAUUGUUUUUUGAUUGAUAGGCGCGAUGAGAAAACGGCGACGCAGAGAGGGAAACCAAAUAAUAUUCGUGAGAAAAUGAUGUACGAUUCCGUCGGAGAGGGCUUCGAAAAGCGGUGAUCCCGAAUUUGGUGCUGCGCCUUUAAUACCGUACCACAACUCUUCGUUCAAAUUCUGCAAAACGAGCUGCUCGUAGGCAAAAACAAGCGUAAUUUCCUCUGAAUUGGGCCGGCCAAUUCUAAUUUCCGGAGUAUACAAUCAAUUAAUUAUCGCCCCACUAUUAUCCACUGACCAAAUUGUUUCUGCGUAUUGUUUUUUCCGGUUUGAUCAUCAUCUUCCUCUUCUUCUUCUUCUUCUUUUUCUUCUCGCGCGCAAACAAAGCCACCACCUUCUUUUCUCACUCAUUUCUGUGUGUUGUCGGAAGAAGGAAAAGUAAACUAUUGUUGUUGUUUGUGUGGCUGUUUCAUUCAGAGGAUUAUGAAUGAAAAGUAGAAAAGAGAGAAGGAGGGCGAAAGGGCGCUUCCUUUUCAUUUAUGUCCCUCUGAAGCGGGGCGAUCGAACUCGCAGAUAAACAGAAAAGAGACGAGGGAGGGCCGUUUAUCAAAAAUGUGUGACGAGCUCUCUUGUCUUCUGUUUCGGAAUGCGCGACAGCCAGGGACGCGUGUCAAACUUAUGACAGAGCAUAUGGAAGAGAAAUGGACGAGAAGGGUUAAGAAGUUGGACGGGGAGAGAUUAGAAGGGGCAAACCGAGCGGUUAGGGGGUCGGAAAUAGCAGGGACCGGCGAUCACUGUAGGUUCAGAAGUCUGCAAGCACACAGUUCUAGCCUACCGUACUCAUCCAUUUGGUUAGUGAGAUUUCCAAUGAUUUCGGCGUCUCUUUCAUCUAUUUCGAAAAUGCGCUAAUAACUUGAUUAGAAGGAGAAAUUGGAUUUUCCAAUUAGUUACAGUACCAUCUCUUUCUGACAGAUUCGCUGUCGCUUCUUACCGCUUCUUACUGAUCUGUGAAAAGUCUAGGUGUUCUUCUUCUUCUUCUUCUUCCUCCACUCUCUUCCAGAUGCUUCCGAUCAGUUUCCAACACUGAUAUGACACCUGACUCUCCGUAGUCCGCACCAAUCCAUUCAUCUUUUGUCCUUCCCGCACCCUGGAGUAAUUUCGAAAUCCGGCGGCUCCUGUCGUUUUGUUUUACAAUCGCUUUUCACUUUUUGUGCCAGUGUUAAUCACUCGACGACAGCAGCCGAGAGUUGGAAAGAAAGAGAUUGAGAGAGAGAGUUACACUUGUAGCAGCUCGUAAGCAAUGAUAUCCCGCUCCCUCCGUGUGUGUGUGUAGUCUCAGAAGAGAAGGAGAGAGAGAGAGAGGAAGAACAGGUGAAGAUCGAUGAGAAAUUUAUGAGGGACCGAGGGACUCAUUUUAUAGGAAAAUUGAGGCCCAGAAGGGGAUGAUAGUGAAGAGAAGGGAUCGGAAAAUACCUUGAGUUGAAAGUUAGAAGUGUGCACCCAAACAAUUCAUUAAUCACCGUUUCGGCAACUCUUUCGACACUUUGCUCCCUGACUUCUUGGCUCCACGAGCUUCUCCGUUUACAACGUGCCACUCUCCUCCCGUGUGUAACCGAUUCUUCACCCCUGAGCCCUCAAUGAAAUGCAGAAAGAGCCGCAACCACCAGUACCACAACUUUUUUCGAAGGUUGUAACUUUGAAAGUGAAAGUGCACUCUCCUCAUGGCUCAAUGAGCACAUUAGAUAUGAAAAGUGAGAUGGGAGAGGGGGAUAAGAGAAAGGAGAAAAGAAAGGAAGAAGGGGGAUAUGAAAAUGAAAUGGAAUAAAGAGUCGAGGGAUGUAACUCUAGGGACUAGAGCAAUCUUUGACAUUCCCAUGUGAACACCCUUUUCCAGCUCCUCGCCAUCAUCGUCGUGCACAUCUGGACCAACUUCACCGGCAUCUACUUGUGCUCCACGGCCGAUCGGCUCGCCCGAAACGCCUUCCUCUCGGCGCGAAACUCAUCGGAAGCCGAGUCGAGUGCCGAGUUUCAAAGCAACCGUCUGGUAAGUUGUCGAACGGAAAAGCAAACAAUCGCGUCCUCCCUCCGCGAGGAGGGUGUCAAAGGCCAUGAGGUGUCAAUUCGGUUGCGCAGAGCCAGCAAACAGCCCCGGGGGCACUGUACAUAUACAAUGGGCGCGCAAAUUGGGACUGUUUUGAAUUGUGAAAAGGAAAAGGCGAACGGAAAUUGCGAGCGGGAAAAACUAUCAUGUUACACACAUGUCUGGGCAGAAAAAGGAGUCGAGAAGGGGGGAGAAAUGAAGUAGUAAUAUGAGGGACUUUUUGCAGAACAAGUUACUAUCCUCGUUCCUUCCGUUCCAUCUCAUCAACCAGGCCAGACAUCAGAUCACCCUCUACAAACCGCAUUUGUACAAUGAGAACUAUUCACAGGUACAAAAAUAGCUACAGUAAUCCGUCAAUCUACAGUAACCUUUCAGGUCUCUGUCGCCUACGGUCGUCUCGUCGGCUUCGAGUCCGUUCUCGCGCAGUGCUCCUCCAUCGACGCGGCCCGUGUGCUCAAAGAGCUCGACAAUCGAAUCGAACGGCUCGCAGCGGCCAACGGAUGCACCCGCGUGGCUUCUGAAGGCAUCACCGCCGUCUGCUCAAUCCCCGGAAUCGAUUCUCAGCACGCGACGAAGCUCUGUCGCUUUGCCGUCGAGCUGGAGACACUCGUGAAUUCGUUCCGGGACGCUACAGGCGCCGACGUCUCCGUGUGCAUCGGAAUCGACAGCGGAGCCAUCACAGCAGGAAUUGUGGGCGUGUCCAAAUGGCACUAUGACGUCAUCGGAACGGUCGUCGACAAUGCGCUGCUGAUGCAGAGCAACGCCACUGAGCCGUAAGUUUUCGAGGCAGUCCAGUUCUCUCAAUACGUUACUUUCUUCGUUUUUAGAGGGGUCUACGUGUCAGAUGAGACUCGCCGAUUUCUGAGUGCGACUGGAGAGUUCGAACUGGAAAAGUGUGCAAUCGGAUGGAAACUCUACGGACAUCUCCCGUCAUCGGAUCUCUUUCCCAUCAACAAACGGUAAGAAAUGAGACGGAUUCGAAACGAUUAUGUGUACUUGCAGAUUCUCACUGGUGACCGUGCCCCAAGCCGUCAACAGAGUGCUUCAAAGCAUCGUCGCCAUGAAUCCGACGCUCAAAACGAUGGGAACGAACAAGAAGCGGAAGGCGGAGAAGAGUCAGGAGAAGUUUGAUAUGCGGAAGGAAAAAGUGGAGCACUCGACUAUAAUCUCGGCAGUCAGCCAGAAAUUUCGCAAUCCGGGACUCGAAUCCGAGUACCACAAAGAGACGGAUCACUGGUUCAUCCCCUCGCUGGCCAUCUCCAUCUUCUUCCUCGUCGUUUAUGGCAUCUAUCACAUGUUGGUCAUGCCCAGACUCAUCACAAGCUUGGCAUUGAUCGUCGGCGCGUUGACCAUCAUGUUCUUCAUAUUGCUGAUGCUCUACAUUGACUAUUUCCAUGUAAAUACUGCAUUUUCGAGUUAAAGCCUCAAGAAUCGGUUGCAGACGUUCUCCCAGUUCAUCACCAGAACAUCAGCAGGUCACGCCGUCAGCAUCAUUCUCAUCAUCGUCAUUCUGUUCGUUUGUGGAAUUGUGAAUACGGUAAGCUUCGUUUCUCAUUGGAGCGCACUUUCAUUCCCCUCUUCUUCCAGUUCUCAUGCCCACAACCAAAUGCUCCGGACGUGUGUCAGAAGGCUCACUUCUCCACGUAUUCCUUUGCGAUGUGGACCAUCACCACCGCCGUCUUCGUCCGUUUUCCCUCGGUUUACCUGGCCGUCCUCCUCGUCAUCUCACUUUUCACCUACGGCCUUCAAAUAUACGUCGCCCGUCCCGAAGACUUUGGACCAAAGGAGUUUAUGACUGAACUCGACCUCACGUGUUUCCUGAUCUCACUUGCCGCCCUCGUUUUCGUUCAUUCGAGAAGGUGCGAGAAGUUGCUCCGCUUGGACUUUCUGGCAGUUGUGAAGGGAAUCGAGGAGACUGCGAUGAAGGACAAGUUGAUAAAUCUGAACAACCAGAUGCUGCUGAACCUGGUGCCCGCGCACGUGGCCCCCGGAGUCAUUCAGAAGGCCGGAGACGUCUGGCACCACUCGCAUCAGUCCGUCGGAAUCGCCUAUUUGGCAGUGAGCGGGUUCGAUUUGGAAGGAGAGGCCGGCAUAAGCGGACUCAACUACGUCUUCUCGCAUUUCGAUCAAACGAUCGCCAACUUCAAGGGAGUGGAGAAGGUGAAAAGUGCGAAUCGAUUCUACAUUGCGGCCGUCGGAUUACUUCCGGACGCCGCGCAGAAUGUGAACGAGACUCCGUGGACGAUCGGGGAACUUCUGAGCACGCUGGCGCACUUCAUCAUCAGCAUCUCCCAGUUUGCCGUGGAGAAUGAGUUUCAUGUGCAGAUUGGGGUCGACUGCGGAAGUACGCUUGCCGUCGUCACAAACACCGAUCAGCCCCGUUACGAAAUCUUCGGCGAGACCCUGGACCGCUCGCGAACCCUCAUGCAGGCGGCCGGCCACGACACGACCCUGGUCUCCGAAGAAGUGUUCCUCGCCCUGAGGCCCCGCCCACUUCGGUUCAGCCAACAGGCAGUCAAAGUGGCCGCGAACCUGAAUGCUUACGAACUGGUGACUGGCAUUCGGGAGAUGUCGAUCGAAGUGCCGACGAUGCCACGCGAAGAGCAGGAGAGGCACACUCAGGGCAUGGUCGAGGCGCAAUUUGCCAGCCAUUCCGGGAUGUACGAUACGCAGACGUCGGAGGUGAGUGGAUUACUGUAGUUUGAUGACGGGGUGAUAAAACUAUAGGCAUUUUCGAUUCCGACCGCAAACAAACAAUGACUCAUCUCCCUUCGCUUGAAAACUGUUUUCCUUUUCAGAUGGCCUCCUCGAUGGCCUCUUCUUUCUCUUCGGAACUUCGCUCUAUGGAUGGCGAUGCUGAAACGGACUCUGAUUUGGAAUGGAUAACUCCUGAAACGGCACUGAUGAACCAGAAACAUCCGCAUAGAACUCAAAAGUAUCAAAUGAGACACUCGGACUACGAUCCUUAUCGGGAGCCCGUGCAUCGGAACAUCCGGGCGGCGUCGGUCGAACAAGAGUACAUGAGCCGGAGGAUCAACUCGGGAUCCGACAUGUCCGACGCGGAGUGUGCGCCCACCACGAGCAGGGCAAACAGCAGAAACAGUUGUGAGUCAUUCAUUCCCUAUCAGUGUCGUUUUAAUUACCAGUAUUCGCUAUUCAGACCGUCGUGGUUGGCGCCCUACUUCCAAAAACUCGCUGCGAAAUGGAUUCGGACUGUUCCGAAAGGGAAUGUCGGAUACGGAGCAGUCGGUCGAAGCGGUCAAUCAGAUCGAGGCGGCCGCGAACCGAGUCGACAAAAUGAUCCAGGAACUGAAUGCAUUCGGUGAUUUCGCCGACGUCAAACCGCUCGAAUAUCAGCCGUUCCCAGCCAAUUUCGGAUCCGUCAAGUCGAUCCACAGGGCGAUGUCGUCCGCGUGUCACACGGAAUACGACAACGCCGAGUCGGACGCCGCCAUUUCGGACGUCGAGUCGAAUGCGAACGUGAGCUCGAGAAGAUCGCAUUCGCGACAGAAAAGAAAGUGGAAGGACGCGAGAAGAUGGCAUCAGGACGCCGCCGACGGGGACACGGAGUCUCAGUGCAGCAGUAUGACUGGAAGUCUCGACUUGGAUCCCAUCAGGUGAGCAGUUAGUGGGCAGAAGCCACAGUAGGCUUCACGGAACUUUGAAAAAUCAUAACAAAUUUCGAAAAUAUGCAACAAACUCCAGCUUUGGCUCAAAAUGACAAAAAACGUAUCUCUACUGAAUCCUCUUUUAUUCGUUUGUUCCAGAUGGAAAUCCACGCACUCGAUCGGUUACGAAAACGAGUACGAAAUGCAGAGUGACGUGGAAGGCCUGGCUCUCGAGGAGAUGGCCGCCCUUUCCCGUGACAUCCGCAACAACUUUGGCGACUUCCAACUCGCCACUUUCGACGAUAUCGAUCAGGACUAA